AUGUCGACGGCAGUCGCCUCUUCGUUAGGCUUUAAUUAUGAUGCUCCAUUAUCUAAGAGUGAGCCUUUAGUCAUGGCUGACUAUAUAUCAGAAAUAGCGUAUCCGAUGUUGGAUGUAGAACUGAUGCUUCUUGAACAGAGAGGUGCAAGGGAGGUGCCUUUUCCUGGCAUGGACAAAAGUGGUCGGGGUGUAUGUAUUCGAAACGAGCAGGGAAAGUGUUUGAUGGGCGCUGUCUGUCCUUUACGGCACAUUGUCGGUGACAAAGCAGUCGUGUGCAAACAUUGGCUUCGUGGCCUUUGUAAGAAAGGCGAUCAGUGUGAAUUUCUUCAUGAAUAUGAUCUUAGCAAGAUGCCAGAAUGUUUCUUCUUCUCAAAAUACAUGGCAUGCAGCAACCGUGAAUGUCCAUUUCGCCAUAUUGACCCUGAAAGUAAGAUUAAAGAUUGUCCUUGGUUUGAUCGUGGUUUCUGCAGACAUGGUCCUAUGUGCAAACAUCGGCAUCGCAGGCGCGUAUUGUGUCCUAAUUACCUUGCUGGCUUUUGCCCAGAGGGCAAAAAUUGUAAGUAUGCACAUCCUUCUUUUAACCUUCCCCCUGCAGAAGUUUCUCAGGGACAGCGAAUUAAAGGAAACCUUGGCAUCGCGACCUACUGUCCUCACCUUCCUACACAGUCUCAGUUACCUGUUAUGGAUGCAUCGCAACCCACUCCUCAUGAACCAGCCGUACAAAUACCUGUCCCUGAUAAAAAAGCUCUUUCUGAAGUGACUUGUUACAAGUGCGGUGAAAAAGGUCAUUAUGCAAAUCGUUGUCACAAAGGUGUUCUUGCGUUUCUAUCAAAUACAGCACAUUUGGCUCAUGAACAGCGAGAGCGUGAUGAAAAAGAAGGACGGUUUGCUAAUCAAGCUUAUUUUGGCGGAGCGGCUAAUCGGGCACAACCUCAAACGCAGUUGCAAAAUUUCUCUUUGAACAACAAAUCUGGCGAAAUGCUUCGUUAA
Enterobius vermicularis (human pinworm) is the source of this 990-nucleotide messenger RNA. NCBI's taxonomy places the organism in Eukaryota, Metazoa, Nematoda, Chromadorea, Rhabditida, Oxyuridae. The record is from the annotation of a GenBank genome assembly.